GCCACCCCGGGGCAGGCUGCACGCGUGCCCGGCGUCCCUCAGCACCCACACCGCACGGCACCCCCGGCACCGCCACCCUCCACACACACACAAUUAAAAAAAAACCUGCAGCCCCCGGUUUCUCUAGAGGAGGCAUAGAGAGAAGCAAAGGCAGGAUGGGACGAGCAGGGAGAAAGCUCCUGCUGCACCGGAGCCACCAGUCCUCGGGAGAGCGCGCCAGCCCCCGCCUGCCUGUGGACUGACUGCAAGACGCAGGGCCUGCCUCUCUGUCCUCUGAGACACAGCCUGCAGAUAGGGACAGCAGAGGAUGCCGCCGACACCUUCUCAGCUAAGAGGCGUGAACUCGCUGCACAGGUGGGCGGCCAGCCACCUGUUGAUGUUUCCCCAGUUUCAGGCCAGGCCAUCUGUGUUUGAAUCUGAGCAUCGCCGGCUGAAAAUUCAUCCCUCUUCGUGAAGGUUUCCUAGCAUCCUGGGCCACACAGACGAUGUGGGAUGGAGGUGCCAGAACUCAACUGCCCCGCCUCACCUGCCAGGGAGCAGCCAGCUCUUGCCCCUGGGACUCCAGGGGCCCCGGGUCAGCAGGCCUCACCACACCUGACUCUGGGCCCCAUCAUUCUGCCGCCAGAGCAGAGCCUGGCGCCCACGGUGUUCCUGAAGGCGCUGCCCAUCCCACUGUACCACACAGUGCCUCCCGGGGGUCUCCAGCCACGUGCCCCCCUGGUGACGGGCGGUGUGGAUGGGGGCAGCGUACCCUUCAUCCUCAGCCCCCUGCUGCAGCCUGAAGGCCCUGGCCCUGCCCAGGUCGGGAAGCCAGUGACCCCAACGGUCACCGUGAACAUCGUGGGCACUCUCCCUGUCCUGUCCCCGGGGCCCACGCUGGGCAGUCCGGGGAAGGCGCGUAAAGCGGGCAAGUACCUGUGCCCACACUGCGGCCGGGACUGCCUGAAACCCAGUGUGCUGGAGAAGCACGUUCGGUCCCACACCGGAGAGAGGCCCUUCCCGUGCGCCACCUGCGGCAUCGCCUUCAAGACCCAGAGCAACCUGUACAAGCACAGGCGCACCCAGACCCACCUCAACAACUCCCGGCUGUCUGUGGGCUCUGAUGGUGCAGGGGGCAGCCUCCUGGAGGAGGGCGACAAGGCCGCGGAGACCCCCGGAGCAGCCAGCAGCGGGGAUGGCGGGAGCGUUGGUGGGGGUGAUGGGGCUCGAUCAGAGAGACCCCUUUCUCCAGGUGUCCAGGGUUCCGGGCACUGCCUGGUGCCCCCCAUGCAUCUGCCCCCAAUUGCCAAGAACCUAGAUCUGAAGGCGGAAGCUCUUUUCUGUCCAGCGUCCACACUGGCUGACAGAGAGGCCCCUCUGGACGCUACCCACGCGGCUCCCGUUGGGAUCCCCCUGGCCAGCUCUCAGCGCGGGCGCAAGCCGCCGGAGCAGAAGUCUCCGACAGCGGGCAGGGCGUGCUCCCUGCAGGACACCCGGGCCUCGGAGAGCCGGCUGAGGAAGUGUGAGAGCACCGACUCGGGCUACCUGUCCCGCUCGGACAGCUCGGAGCAGCCACCGGCCCCAGGCAGCCCCCCCCACAGCCUGUCGGAUCACAGUGUGGAGUCUGAGAGGGAGGGCGCCUCACGGCCUGGGGGGGCCAGGGCUGAGCCGGGAGGGCAGGAGCCCAGCCUGGAGCUGGAGAAGCGGCAGCUGGAGGAACGCAUCGCCCGGCUCAUCUCCCACAACCAGGCCGUGGUGGACGAUCCCCAGCUGGACCACGUGCGGCCCCGCAAGACCGUCCUGUCCAAGCAGGGCAGCAUCGACCUGCCCGUGCCCUACACCUACAAGGACUCCUUCCACUUUGAGAUCCGGGCACUGGGGCCGGGACGCAGGAGGCACGGGCCCCUCUGCCCCGCCCGCUCCACCUGCGUGGCCUCUGACAGGGCGCGGCCCCUCCUCUUCCACUCUGUCCCCACUCAGCUCUCCACCACCGUGGAAUGCGUGCCCGUCACCAGGAGCCACUCGCUGCCCUUCGUUGAGGGCACCAGGAGGUGGCAGGAGCUGCUGGACCCCCAGGACACCCGUCCCGGGAGGCGGAGGCCUCUGAGCCCCAGGUCUGUCCCCACCCGCCUGGGGGAGGUCCCCGGCAGUCACCCCCGGGCCCUGGUCAGACAGGCUGCGGCAGUGGGGGGCGAGGGCGCAGCCCCUUCUCAGGACGGGAGGACCCCUGCUUGUGGGGACACUUCUGUGGGGGCCAGGCCAGGACCUGGGGAAAGUCCACCAGCCGCAGGAGGCUUCUUGGUGACCAAGCCCCCCAAGCAGAGGGAGCCAGUGGCCAGAGCAAGAGACGGUGAAGGGCCCGGGGCGGGCAGGGCCCCGGCACAUCCCGCCCUCAGCAGCCGGGAACCCCGGUGUCCGGGCAGCACGAACCUUGUGCUUCCUCCAAAUGGGAGGCUGGAGCUGGGGUGUCAGCUGCCCCCUGUCCCUGGUCCCCUCAAAGGUGGGGACCUAGAGGCUCCCAGGGUGGUUUUGCCAGACCCCAAGCUGGAAGGAGGCCCCAGGAGUGGAGGGGACACCCAGGGGCCCUGGCAGCAGGCCCUCGCGGUCCCGACACGGCCCAGCGGGAGCUCUGGGGAGCCCCAGCCUGCAGGGGACAAGCUGCCCUCGGAGAGGAAGAAGCUGCGGGUGGAGCAGCUGAGCUGCCCAGAGCAGCUGGGGUCUCUGGGAGUGAGAGACCAGGCCCCCGGGGGCCCAGCACAGGACAGCUCCCCACCCUCCUUGAACCAGGACAGUGACUCUGGGGACAGGCUGCACACGAGUGCCGACGGCAGGGGGGUCUCCGGUACAUCUUUCUCUGCGCCCUCGGUGGCCCUGCAACCGGCGGGGCCCGGGCACGAGGCGCCUAUGUGUGGUCCUGCAGCUGGAGCCCCCGGGGGGACAACCUCCCUGCCUGCCCAGCCUUCAGACACCACCUUUCCCCCCAAGUACCUGCUCAGGUUACCGCAGGGAGAGACCCCGCAGCCGCUGCCUGGUGCCCCAGGGCCGGAGCGCAGCCAGGACCCUCUCUGCAGGAGCGGGCUGCCCCAGGACCCAGCCUCCUCUGCUGGGCCAGGGCUGGGGACCCACCCAACCCCCCGCCUGGCCCCAGGUAGAGCCGACAACUUCGGGGAGGACUCCAGCUGGCCCAGGCUGUGGGGCAGGAGAAAGGGGGUACCAGGAGAAGAGAAAGGAGGUUUGGACACCAGCACCCCCGCGGCCGGGGAGUCUCUGGGCUGGAGUGUUGGGGCCCCCAGGGAGACAGCCUCUGCCCUGCCCUCCCCUCCUUGUGGCCCCGGGAGGAGUGAGACCCGAGAUGCUGGACAGCUCUGUGUGGGCAGCAUGUGGGCAAGGGCCAGGCCCUCUGGGGGUGUCCUGAGUCCCUGGACACUCAGCAGGGAAGUGGCGGGGCCUCCAGGGCCCCUGGCGGGGCACAGUCCCUGCUGCCCCCUCGAGCCCAGCUCAGUCCUCUCGGCCCCCCCCUUCCCCUCAUUGCGGGCCGAGCCCCGGCUCACCUGGUGCUGCUUGAGUGGCAGCCUGCCUCUGCCCACGGAGCAGAAGGAGAAGGCCACGUCCGCGUACUGGGCGCUGCACUGCCCUGGGAGCAGUGCCCCGGCCCAGGCUGCCGAUGUCCGGCCGGUGAGCAAGGCAGAGUCGGGACGACGGACUGGGACCAGCCCUGCAGGAGGAGGGGAGACGCAGCCAUGGAAGCUCUCCUGCCCAACAGCCCCAGGGAUGACAUCCGGGGACCCGGGGUCUGAGCCAGGCUGGACGAAGGGACCGCCUCGGAGGAGGGCGAAGAUGUGCCGGGGGAGCAGCAAGCAGAAAACACUGAGAAGGUACAGAGGGAUUUUCUUGCAGGGUCGAGUUCGACUCAGAGCGAGUAGACUACGCAAGCCUCUCUGGGUGCUGAGAAGAGACUGCCACCCUCCCCCACUCGAGGGGCUGGACCCACGCAGAACGCUGGGGCAGGCUUCUUCCGAAAUGGCAGGGCUAAGUCUGCAAGGGGAGUCAUCUUGUGCCACCUCAGCAUCACCUCUUGGUUGUGGGAACAGAGAGAAGGAGGAGAAGGCCUGGAGACCAACCUCAGGAGGCAGCUCUCCCAGCACAAGGCCAAGGGCUGUGAGGGACAGAGACACCUGGACCGUGCAGGAUAUCAUUCCCUCUGCCGGUGAGUGUGGUGACCAUUGUCCUCAGAACGCCGCAGUGGGGUCAGGACUGGCCCUGCCACCCGACUCCCGCAUGCACAUGGGUGACCACAGCCUUCUCUCCCGUGGCAAAGGUCUCGACCCGGGGUUGCCUGAGACUCAGCGGCUGCCUUCCCAGGAGCCAGUCUUGGCAAGUCCCAAACCACGUGCUUUCUCGGAUGCUCAGGAGCCUUUAGCCUUUGAGUCCAAAGGAAGCUCUCCCUGCCAUGACGCUGCUACCUCUGUGGCUGCCAUUGGUACUUCUCUGGGGACAGGAGGAGGUCACAUCACCCUGGGAGCUCCCAGUGCAGAGCCACAAGGCCCUGGCCGGGCUGCAGGGGAGACUCAGACACAGAGCUCCCCGGACAGCAAAGCUCUGGCCCAGGGCCUGUCUCCGUCACUCUGGCCAGGGAAGCCUUCACCGGGGCGAAGACUUUCAGGUUCGGUCCCAUCGAGGUCACCUGGGAAGGCUCAUCCUGACACGCCAACCUCAGGGCUAGGAUCAGCUAGUUCACAGCAAGAGGAAGGGAGGCCCGAGAUGCGCUGCCUCCCCGGGAGGCAGGAAGGAGGAGCUCACCCGCCGGGGUGUGCUUUAGAGUGCGGGCAAGUGCUGGCCCCCGGCCCUCCUGCAGGAAAGGACACUGAGGAAACUCCGGAAUCCAGACUAGUGGCUCUGAAGGAUGGUGUGGUUCCCUCAGCACCAGGGCAGCCUGAGGGUGCCCGGGAAGCCUCUUCGAAAACCAUCAAGAAGAGGAGUUUGGGAGGAAUGAGGAAGCAGACGCGAGUGGAGUUCAGCGACACCAGCAGCGACGACGAAGACCGGCUGGUGAUAGAGAUCUGACGCUCCCGGGCAGAGGGCGUCUGCGGUCGGACACUGGCCACGCUGCCGUGAAUGCCGUCUGCUAGCGGACGCCCGGGCCCUUGUCAUGAAGCACCUCAUGAUGGGGAAAGCCAUUUUGGGUUCUUUCCAAGUCAUCCCCAACCAACUCCAAACCCCUGACUCAGCCUCACCCUUUCCAGACCCCCUGGGCACACCCCGCUGGUGUCCACAGGUGCCAGGAAGGGCAAAGGUGGCCGUGACCGCUUGGCACACGCGACUGUGGCUGGACUCCCAGGUACGCUCUGCCUCAGUCCUCACUGCCUCCUCCGUAAAAUGGCACUAGCCACGGAAGCCACGUUUACCAACAAGUACACCCCACAGAGUCAAGGCAACGAUGUCCUCAUUAGCAACUGGGGGUAAGC
Messenger RNA from Myotis brandtii (Brandt's bat), 5444 nucleotides. RefSeq names its product zinc finger protein 831 (gene ZNF831). The coding region runs from base 493 to 5043 and encodes 1516 amino acids. The transcript is spliced from 9 exons. Lineage: Eukaryota; Metazoa; Chordata; Mammalia; Chiroptera; Vespertilionidae. The record is from RefSeq and is a predicted model, not a curated record.